AUGCCUCUCACCAAACAAGAACAAAAAUACUUGCAGCAACACUCUUCUCCUGCUGCUGCUGCUGCUCGUGCUGCUGCUGCUGCUGCUGCUGCUGAGGAUGGGGGAGAGGAGGGGGAUGGUAGUGCUGCUGCUGCUGCAGCAGCAGCAGCUGCAGCAGAUAGAAAAAAGCAGCAGCAACUACGGCGUAAGGAGUAUAAAGAAACAAGCAGCAGCAUAAAGAGAACAGAUAACGAAGAAGAUGACGACGACGAAGAAAAAGAAAAAGAAAGAGAAGAAAAAGAAAAAGAAAAAGAAAGAGAAAUAAGAGAAGCAGCAGAAGCAGCAUCAUGUAGGAUGUUUUAUAUGGAUGUGAAGCCAGCAAAGACACACGCAUUAAGUGCUGCUGCUGCUGCUGCAGCAGCAGCAAAACGUUCAGGAUAUGAUGCAGCAACAGCAGCAGCAGCAGCAGCAGCAGCAGUAACAGCAGAAUCAGCAGCAGCAGCAGCAGAAGCAGAAGAAGCAGCAGCAGCAGCAGCAGCAGCAGCAGCAGAGCUGGAUGCUGCAGCAGAUGCUCGCAACAAAAACAGCAGAAAACUGCAGCAGCAAAAACGCGUGCUGCUGCUGCAGCAGCAGCCGCAGCAGCAGCAACAGAAGCAGCAGCAGCAACAGAAGCAGCACCAACAGAAGCAGCAGCAACAGCAGCAACAGAUGCAGCAACAACUGCAGUACCAACUACAGCAACAGCUACUGCAGUUGCAGCACAAACUACAGCAGCAGCUGCAGCAGCAGCUGCAGCAGCAGCUGCAGCAGCAGCUGCAGCAGCAGCAGCAGCAACAGCUACUCUAG
This is a messenger RNA of Eimeria mitis, 825 nucleotides long. RefSeq lists its product as uncharacterized. Lineage: Eukaryota; Apicomplexa; Conoidasida; Eucoccidiorida; Eimeriidae. Bases 1 to 825 code for a protein of 274 amino acids. The transcript has 3 exons. The record is from RefSeq and is a predicted model, not a curated record.